AUGACAAACUGGCGGCUAUUUUCGACUUCUGAUAUGGCGAACUGGCUGGACCACGGCACAGUUAUGAGUCUCAAAAGCUUUACUUGGGCUAGUGUCAAUGCCUGGGCCGGCCAAGGUGUCGGCCGAAAUAAUAAGUUCUACUACUAUGCUCCAAUGGUUCACUGCGCGACAGGGGCUAUGGCUAUUGGCGUUGGCGUAAGCGACACAAUUACUGGUCCAUACGUCGAUGCGCUUGGUCAUCCCCUGCUAGAAAACAACGAAAUUGACCCUACAGUCCAUAUCGAUGAUGAUGGUAACCCAGAUCUAUGGUAUGCGCAGCUGAACCAAGAUAUGUUUUCAUAUAUUGGCAGCCCCGCAAAGAUCCAGCUUACCGUCGCUGGCUUUGGAGCUCGUUCAGGUAGCGAGAAUCUCACAACUUCGUUCGAGGAGGGUCCCUGGGUCUACAAGCGAAAUAGCCUUUACUAUAAUGUUUUUGCUGCAGAUUGCUGCUCAGAAGACAUUCGCUAUUCAAGAAGUCCAGGUGCCCUGGGCCCGUGGAUAUACAGAGGCAUUGGAAAUUCGUACUUCCUUUAUCAUAAUGGUGCCUUACCCAGAGGUGGUGGCUACGAUCGAUCUGUGGCUGUUGGGCGAUUUGUCUAUAAUGCAGAUGGCUCCAUCCCCCAGAUGAACACGACAACUGCCGGAGCUCCGAGAAUAGAUGCGCUGAAUCCCUAUCAACGUCAAGAGGCGGAGUUGACCGCUUGGUCAACUGGUGUUUCCACUGAAGUGUGCAGUGAGGGAGGCCUAGACGUCUGCAGCAUUAACAAUAGUGACUACAUUAAAGUCGAACGCGUCAACUUUACCACUGGUGCUAAGUCUUUCUCCGCUCGUGUCGCUUCUGCAACUACCGGUGGCAAAGUCGAGUUGCAUUUAGACAGUUUGAAUGGAGCACUAGUUGGUACAUGUGCUGUUCGCAAUACCGGUGGCUGGUAA
Messenger RNA from Trichoderma atroviride IMI 206040, 972 nucleotides. RefSeq lists its product as uncharacterized. NCBI's taxonomy places the organism in Eukaryota, Fungi, Ascomycota, Sordariomycetes, Hypocreales, Hypocreaceae. Gene Ontology annotation, biological process: carbohydrate metabolic process. Gene Ontology annotation, molecular function: hydrolase activity, hydrolyzing O-glycosyl compounds. The record is from RefSeq and is a predicted model, not a curated record.